Molecule: messenger RNA, 1245 nt
Organism: Coffea eugenioides
Lineage: Eukaryota; Viridiplantae; Streptophyta; Magnoliopsida; Gentianales; Rubiaceae
Exons: 8
Coding region: 8-880 (290 amino acids)
Source: RefSeq, a predicted model, not a curated record
UAUUCACAUGUUGAGCCACGCGUGCCGAACACGUGCACACCUUCCUUUUCCCACCACCUCCUCCGCCCUUUUUCUGAAACCGCUCCCUCUCUCUCGUCCCCACUUCUCCCCCAACCUCUUCGCUCGUGGACGGUGGCGAACUCCCGCAUCAAUGUCCUCCGGCGACAUCUUCUGUCCUUAUCCUUUGGAACACGAGUCCGAUUUCGACAAAAUUGUCUCCUCCGAUGGACUUGUUUCCGUUUGCGGCUUCGGUUCUCUCCUCUCCGAGAGGAGUGCACGGAGCACGUUUCCGGAGCUUAUAAACUUCAGAAUCGGUAAACUGAGUGGAUUCCGGCGAGUUUUUGCUCAUGUUGCUCCGAUUUUCUUCGAGCGUGGUAUCGCGAAACCUGAAACUAAGGAGAUAUCAAGCUUGAGUGUGGAGCCCUGUGAUGGUGAAUCUCUGAUAAUCACUAUUUUUGAGAUCCCAAAAUCAGAGAUUCCAUCAUUCAUUGAAAGGGAGCAUGAAUUCCGUUUUUUAGUAGUAGUACCCGAGACAAUAAACGGAUUGUUUUAUACUAAUCCUGCGGUGCUUUGUGCCCGUUAUAGUGAUGAAGAAUAUUUCCAGAAUAGAUGCAAAGGAAACCAGGAAAUAUUUUUCCAAAGGUAUGGACGAUAUGGUAUCCAAAAGAUUUGGCAUGAUGAUAUACUACCUUGUCGUGUUUAUUUGCGUCACUGUGUACUGGCAGCAGAAAAUCUUGGUGAUCUGGUCUACAAUAACUUUGUUGAUCACACAUUUCUUGCGGAUCGUAAAACAACCAUCCGUGACUACUUGGCAACAACUGGUUCAGGCAUCAUGGAAGAGGAGCCUCCAGGGCCACUAAAAUUCCGCUAUGGUGGUUGAUACAUCAAACUUCUGAGAGGCAUUAAUGGAUGUUAAAUCUAGCAUCUUAAAGACUUCAUUUGAAACAUUAUUUGGAUAGGAUAUAGUCUCCAAAUUUUGCUGGCUUCUUAUAAUUUCAAGAAGCCCUACUCUGUCUUGGAGUAGAGCUAGGCCAAAGCGGCAGCUUCUGUUGGAGCAUGUAACUGUCUAAUAGUGAAGUUGGUGCAUGUUUUCAAGCAGUAGUCUAAUAGUAAGACCUUCAGAAAGCUCGAAUGGGAAUUGGGUAGAGAUAACCUUUUGAGAAUCAGGGUUUUGGUCAUGUUCGUGUAUUCUCUUAGAUAGGAGUUUUACUGAAGUUGGUUUGAUCCCUAUGAUCAAUUUAUAUU